ACCGGAAAGGAGGCGGGGCCGCGGCGGCGCGCGCUCCCGGAACGCGCGUACCGCAGACGGCGCGGAUCGCAAGGAGCCGGUCCGCCGCCGGAACGGGAACCUGGGUGUGCGUGUGGAGCGGGGGCUCGUGGGAGACUGUCGCGAUGAACACGGUGCUGUCGCGGGCGAACUCGCUGUUCGCCUUCUCACUGAGCGUGAUGGCGGCGCUCACCUUCGGCUGCUUCAUCACCACCGCCUUCAAAGACAGGAGCGUCCCGGUGCGGCUGCACGUCUCGCGGAUCAUGCUAAAAAAUGUAGAAGAUUUCACUGGACCAAGAGAAAGAAGCGAUCUGGGAUUUAUCACAUUUGAUAUAACUGCUGAUCUAGAGAAUAUAUUUGAUUGGAAUGUUAAGCAGUUGUUUCUUUAUUUAUCAGCAGAAUAUUCAACAAAAAAUAAUGCUCUGAACCAAGUUGUCCUGUGGGACAAGAUUGUUUUGAGAGGUGAUAAUCCGAAGCUGCUGCUGAAAGAUAUGAAAACAAAAUAUUUUUUCUUUGACGAUGGAAAUGGUCUCAAGGGAAACAGGAAUGUCACUUUGACCCUGUCUUGGAAUGUUGUACCAAAUGCUGGAAUUCUACCUCUUGUGACAGGAUCAGGACACGUAUCUGUCCCAUUUCCAGAUACAUAUGAAAUAACGAAGAGUUAUUAAAUUAUUCUGAAUUUGAAACAACAUAUUUUUAUACUCAAUGAAUUGUAUCUCAUUUAUCUCUUCCCUUGCAUCUUCAUUUGUUGUUACUUUUUUUGUUGUUGUUGUUUUGUUUUUUUUCGGUAUAAGACCUAACAUCAAAAGGCCUGUUUGAAGGGAAAGGUUAAUGGGCUACUUAAUUUUACAAACAAAACAGAAACCAAGCCUGUCACAGUGAAGUAUUAUCUUACAAGAAUAAGAACUACAUAAAAAGGAUUGUAAAAAAUACAUAUUUGAAGUAUUCCCUGUAUUUCUGUUACUCUUUAUGGAAUACAAAGUGAGCAUGAAGGGCAGUUAAAACUUUCAGGUGCCUGUAGAGUCAUAAUAACUCUGUAUUUUAUGCCUUGCAUUCACGCAAGUUCACAUUGGAUGUGAUUUAAAAGUAGAUAUCCUCUUUUAUCUUUUUAAGGGUAUGUUUGAAUACUGGAAAAUUAAUAUGGUUAUUUGUUAGAAGUCUGAUUUAUAAAAAAGCCAAAAGUAAUGGAAUUUUAUUCCGUUUGUCUUAGGCAGGCCCAUAAUAUUUGUUUUUCUUACGUGUGACUAGCAAUUUUCUCCACUUAAAGACUAAAUACCUCUUUAUAUGCUGUAAAUCAUUCUAAUUCAUUUAAAAAUCUUUUAGGUCAACCAAAUGUGUGUCUUCAGUGCUUUCUCUAAAAAUAUUCCUUUAUAGCUUUGUACAUUUUUUAAGCAUUGCCAUUGAAAGUUGAAAAUGUUUGCAUGGUUUA
Messenger RNA from Cebus imitator (Panamanian white-faced capuchin), 1447 nucleotides. It is a transcript of the gene SPCS3, whose product is annotated as signal peptidase complex subunit 3. The transcript is spliced from 5 exons. Bases 144 to 686 code for a protein of 180 amino acids. Gene Ontology annotation, biological process: protein targeting to ER. Gene Ontology annotation, cellular component: signal peptidase complex; membrane. NCBI's taxonomy places the organism in Eukaryota, Metazoa, Chordata, Mammalia, Primates, Cebidae. The record is from RefSeq and is a predicted model, not a curated record.